AUGGAAAACCAGCUCUGGUAUAACACCCUGGGGUGCUGCAAUCAAUACCAAGAAAGUCCCCAGGAUGCCGAGGACUUCCUACUUCUGCUGCUGGGCCUCAUCAUUCUUGUCAACAUUGGAAUCAAUGUGGUAACUGUGAUGUGGCAUGGGCUCCAGAAUGCUUUAGACAAGAUGAUCAAUUGGAUUAAUCAGAAAGAAAACUCACAAGCUUGUGAAAGUUCCCCAAAAGAUGCCCCAGCCAAAGCCCAAGAUGUCCACAUCCACUGCACCCUGGACCCUGUAGAAGUGAAGAUGGCUCGGCCCACUUGCUGCUAUUCUUCCUCCUAUCAUCAUCUUCACAACCGCAGCCGCCGCCGCCACCGUAACCGCCACCACCGCCACCCCUGCAGCCACCAGAAGAGUCCGAAGAACCACAAACAAUUCUCUAACAACCACUCAGUCUUCCAUAGUCCACAUCACUGCCACAAGAUGUCACAACUGCGGACAAUGCCCUCUUUUGACCUGGAGGACCUGGACUCCUUCCUAAAGGAAGAGGAUGAUCUGUCCUUCCCACAUCCCAAGUACCCACGGGGGUACCGGGGAGGGCUCUACCAGCAAAUGGGGCUGCCCUCCAAUAUGGGGCUGUGGGGCCGCCAGGGUGGGAUCCUGGCCAGCCUGCCACCACCCUCUCUCUACCUGUCACCUGAGCUGCGCCGCAUGCCCAAGCGUGUGGAGGCCAAGUCAGAGCUGAGGCUGCAGUCCUAUGGGCCCCACUGCUCACAAUCCCGCAUCUGGGGCAAUAUGGAGACUGAGCAGUGGACCUCAUCUCCACCACCUCCCCGUCGGCUACCUCCUAACCCCUCCUGGGUCCCUGGAGGACACAGCCCUUACCCCUCAGGGGGCCAGCUACUGUAUGAUUCCUGGGAUCGGCGGCGUGGUCUGGAGGGCUCUGAGCCUCCAUCUGCACUGGUGCCCCGGGGUUCUCGGCCUGAGACCCGGGAGCGCUACUCCCCGCAGUCCCACCGUCGGAGCCUCCCCAGCCAUGCUAAUAGCCAGCCCAACCGCAGUCCCCACCCAUCCACAGGACACUUGAGCUAUACCCCCCGGGAUCCCCAUGAGGUACGGCGCCGGGCAGCAGAAUGGGCUGAGGCACUGCCCACUCGGCACCCUCUGACCACAUCCACCUCCCUCACUGUGUUGGGCGAGGCUUCAUACCAACGGUCACUGGCUCCCAGCUCAGCCUUGCUCCCCCACUCCUCCCAGCCCCCGCCUGAAGUCCAGGCUACUGAGCCCUCCCCACCCCCACCCACCUUCAUGCCACUCAGCCGGAGCCCGGGAGGCAAUGCCAACUACCAGGUGUACGACAGCCUGGAGCUGAAGCGGCAGGUGCAAGAGAGCAGAGCACGGGCCAACUCGCUGCCACCACCUUCCAGCUCAGCCUCAAGGCCCUCUCUGCACAGAAGCCGAACUGGGAAACUUUGCUGA
This is a messenger RNA of Pteropus alecto (black flying fox), 1464 nucleotides long. It is a transcript of the gene SPEM2, whose product is annotated as SPEM family member 2. The coding region runs from base 1 to 1464 and encodes 487 amino acids. The transcript has 3 exons. The record is from RefSeq and is a predicted model, not a curated record. Lineage: Eukaryota; Metazoa; Chordata; Mammalia; Chiroptera; Pteropodidae.